AUGCACGACGACGGGCCGCAAGUGCGCGUGAAGUUCGUGACGGCCGAUGCGGCGCUUCGCGUGACGGAGACGCCGUUUGCAGUCCCCACGCGGCUCAGUCGUCGCGGGCUGUCGCAAGUCGUCAACCAUUUGCUCGCGACGGGCGACGCGCCCCGUCCGUUUGACUUUCUCCUGGGCGGUCUCUUCCUGCGCUCGUCGCUGGAGACGUACCUGCAGACGAACCAGCACAACGCGUCGGAGGAGACGCUGCUGACGCUCGAGUACGUGGAAGCGCUGCCCGAGCCGCGAGCGCAAACGAACUGCGACCAUCCCGACUGGGUCAGUGCCGUCGCAGCUCUCGACGACAAUGUGGUCGUCACGGGCUGCUACGACGGCGUGCUGCGGGUCUAUGACGCGCACGGAGAGUGCAAAGCGUCUGUCAAGGCGCACCACGGAGCGAUCAAGGCUGUAAGUGUGUCGGUGGAUGCUGCCAAGAGCAGAGACUUUAUUGUCGCCAGUAGCGGCAAAGAUCAAGUGGCGCAGCUCUGGCGGUAUUCGGUCGACUCAGCUCAGCUCUCGCCUAUCGCAGCGCUUACGCGCCACUUGAACAGUGUGGAUGCUGUGCAGAUGCAGGCGUCGGGCAAGCACGUAGUGACGGGCAGCUGGGACAAUACAGUGCGUGUGUGGAAGGUGCCAGGUGAAGACGAAGCAGCGUGUGAAGCACAUGCAGCAAAGAAACACAAAAAGACAGCAAAAAGCACAGGGGCCGUGAGCUUUCAGCAGCUCGAGGCUGAAAUUGUGCUGGUGGGUCACACGAGCCACGUGACGAGUGUGACGUUUAGCCCCAAAGACGCCAAGCAUGACGACAGCGUGGUUGUCUCUGCUGGCAGUGACCGCACUGUGCGUCUAUGGGACCUCGUCACCCAGUCGUGCUCCCAGUCGCUGGUUGGAAACCGUGCCGUGUCGGACCUGAGCGUGAACGCGAGCGGAAUUGUGCUGACUGCUCAUCCGGACCAAUGCAUCCGUUUGUGGGAUCCUCGUGCACAACAGAGCGGUGAAAGUGUCGUACAGCGCAACUUUCGGUCGCACAAGGAGUGGGUGAGCUCAGUGGCCUGGCACCCGGACAGCGCAGCGAAGGAGCACUUAUUUGUGUCUGGGGGGUACGACGGCGCGGCGAAGGUGUGGGACGUGCGAAGUACCAUUCCUCUGCACACUAUAAAUGCGCACGAAGGCAAGUUGCUUGAUUUAUCAUGGCGAAGCCACGGCAAGGAGAAGAGCGCCGUGGCGUUCGUCACGGGCGGUGAUGACAAGAAGCUAAACUUCUACUGCGUGUAA
This is a messenger RNA of Hyaloperonospora brassicae, 1314 nucleotides long. Lineage: Eukaryota; Oomycota; Peronosporomycetes; Peronosporales; Peronosporaceae. The record is from the annotation of a GenBank genome assembly.